This is a messenger RNA of Colossoma macropomum (tambaqui), 3820 nucleotides long. RefSeq names its product sema domain, immunoglobulin domain (Ig), short basic domain, secreted, (semaphorin) 3bl (gene sema3g). Gene Ontology annotation, biological process: negative chemotaxis; neural crest cell migration; semaphorin-plexin signaling pathway. Gene Ontology annotation, molecular function: chemorepellent activity; semaphorin receptor binding. The transcript has 16 exons. Lineage: Eukaryota; Metazoa; Chordata; Actinopteri; Characiformes; Serrasalmidae. The record is from RefSeq and is a predicted model, not a curated record. Bases 81 to 2426 code for a protein of 781 amino acids.
UGUCUGGGAAAGCCGCACGCACGUUCCAGCAGCCGGGUCGCGCGCUACCUGAGCCGCUACGUGAACAUAACGGCCAAAAAAUGGAACUUUCGGUUUUCUCAUCUUCUUACUUUUUAUUGGCUCUCGCGCUGACAACGACGUUAGCAACCAAAACGAACGUUCCACGACUUCGCCUCUCCUAUAAAGACCUGUUGGCCACUAACCGCUCCUCUGUGUUCUCUGGUCUCCGCGGUGAACUGCAGCUGUCAGCGAUGUUUUUGGAUGAGUACCAUGACAGGCUGUUUCUCGGAGGGAAGGAUGUGCUUUAUUCUCUUAGACUGGACCACACACACUCAGAUGCUAAAGAGAUCCACUGGGCAUUGCCUGGGAACCGAGAAGAGUGUAUUCUGAAAGGAAAGGACUCAGAGACGGAGUGUGCUAAUUUCAUCCGGCUCCUGCAGCCGUUUAACCGGACUCACCUGCUGGCCUGUGGAACCGGAGCAUUCCAACCUGUGUGUGCACUUGUUUAUGUCGGACACCGUGGAGAGCAUGCAUUCUCAUUGGACCUGUCCACUGUUGAAAACGGCAGGGGAAGAUGCCCUCAUGACCCCAAACUGCCCUUUGCCAGCACAUUCACUGGUGGUGAGUUGUAUACGGGUCUGACGGCUGAUUUUUUGGGGCGGGAAUCAGUGAUUCUGAGAAGUUUGGGGAAUCGCUCUCCCAUGAGAACUGAAACAGACCAGAGAAUACUUCACGAGCCCAAGUUUGUGGCUGCCCACCUCAUUCCAGACAGCACAGAUAAAGAUGAUGAUAAAGUCUACUUCUUCUUCACUGAGAGAGUGAGCGAGGCUGGAGAGAGAGAGGGAGAGGCGGCUAUACACACACGCAUCGGACGAGUGUGUGCGAAUGAUGCUGGAGGUCAGAGAGUGCUGGUAAAUAAAUGGAGUACAUUCAUUAAAGCUCGACUGGUGUGUUCUGUACCUGGACCUCAUGGCAUUGACACACACUUUGACCAGCUAGAGGACGUGUUUCUUCUGAGAACGAAAGAUGAAAGAAACCCAGAAGUCUAUGCUGUUUUCAGCACCAUCAGUAAUGUAUUCCAGGGCUUUGCAGUGUGUGUGUACAGCAUGGCUGAUAUUCGUGAGGUGUUUAAUGGACCAUUCGCUCAUAAAGAGGGGCCAGACUACCAGUGGGGACCGUACGAAGGACGCGUUCCCUACCCACGACCAGGAGUGUGUCCCAGUAAGAUCACAGCUCAGCCAGGCCGUGUGUUCAGCAGUACUCUGCAGUUUCCAGACGCUGUGCUGCAGUUUGCUCGCUCUCAUCCCCUCAUGUGGAGAAGUGUGUAUCCGGCACAGCGGCAGCCUCUGCUGAUCCGCACCAGCAUCCCCUACAGGCUCACGCACAUCACCGUGGACCGCACACAGGCUGAGGACGGACCCUAUGAUGUCAUGUUCAUUGGCACAGACAUUGGUACUGUCCUGAAGGUCAUCGCACUGCGAAAUGGCAACUCGUUGACCAGUGAAGAGAUCACACUGGAGGAGCUGCAGAUCUUCAAGGUUCCCACCCCCAUCACCUCCAUGGAAAUCUCAGUGAAGAGGCAAUCUCUGUUUGUGGGUUCGAGUGUGGGCGUGGCUCAGGUUUCGCUGCAUCGCUGCAGUAUGUACGGUAAAGCGUGUGCUGAAUGUUGCUUGGCCCGAGACCCCUACUGUGCUUGGGACGGACAAGCAUGCACACGCUACACCACCAACAGCAAACGGCGCUACCGCAGACAGGACAUCAGGCACGCCAACCCAGCCCUGCAAUGCACUGACCAGAACCAGAGCGUGGAAGACAUGGACAUGGCUGAAGACAGGGUUGUCUAUGGCACAGAGAACAACAGCACAUUUUUGGAGUGUGUUCCUCGCUCUCCACAAGCUACUGUCACCUGGCAUGUACAGCGUGAUGAACAUCUGGAGGAGGUGUUGCUGGAUGAGCGGGUAGUAAAAACAGAAGAGGGCUUGCUGUUCCGUCGCGUGUUACGUCAUGAUGAAGGUGUGUACGUGUGCCGCUCUCGCGAACACGGCUUUACCCAAAUCAUCUCUCGUAUCUGGCUGGAUGUCUUACGAGGAGACACCCUUUCCGAUUUUCUGUCACGUGACAGCAAGCACAGGGCGUGGCCUCCAUGCCCCACCCACCUGGGUCCAGUCAGUCGCACCCCAGGGAAGGCAUGGUUUAAGGAUGUAUUGCAGCUGAUUGGUCCAUCGAACCUCCCUCAAGUGGAGCAAUACUGCGAGCGCGUCUGGUGCAACGAGAAGCUGCGACGGAAACACAAGAACAUGAUGGACAAAUAUCGACAAGCGCAAGACUUAGCACGGAAAACCAGGAUCACCAAGAACACGGGAGAACGGAACCGUACACCGCGGGAUACAAGCAGUAGAAUGACACAGACACUGAGAGAAAAGUGAGAGACAGACUGAUGGACCAAGAAGUUUCUUAGUUAGAAAGACUUUAAUCUUUCUCAAACUUAAAGACACAUGCUCCAAUAUACACACUCCUCUCACUCUCACAGACUGUCAGAUGCUGUAUAUAAUGUGUUUACUAUCUUAACUGCUCUCAGUUUAAGAUGAACCUGUGGAGCUAAUUUUGUAUGGUGUCUCCUGUUAUCUUGCUAUUCUAUGAUGUCAUUUUUGUUAUAAUUUGACGACAGUUGGAGAUUCAACAGGACAAAUAGAGCCUAUAUGGAAGGGAUGGGUUAUACAGCAAAAAUAUGACAAUACUAAUAUCAUAAUACUUCAAGACUUUCUCACAAUAGAAGAUAUCAUAGUUUUAUCUUUUCUGAGGUUUGAUAAGUUGGAACAGGAAAAAAGAACCACACUGAAAAAAUACUAUCAACAAUUGUGAAUGCAGUUAUUUUUACUCAUUGUUUACGUACUGUGCUGCACUUAAUCCAGGCCUAAUUAUGCUGUCUUUGUAAUUAAACAUGCAGUUGUUUAGUGUUGUACAGAUAUUAUCCACAAUUUGCUCACAAAAGCAUGUUUUUACAUUAUGUGUCGCAAUUUAUUGUGAUACUGAUAAAUAUUUUCAUAUUGCCCACCCCUAAUAUAUGGCUCUGAAAAAGAGGCUUGCUUUGAAUUUACUUGAUUAAAGUGUGCACAUCGGCUCAACAUGAAUAAAAUAAAAUACAUCUACAUAAUUCUUGCUAAAAGAAAGUAAAAUGAAUGACAGUAAUUGUGAUGAUAUAAUAUAUUUCAUUCAUGUGGAACCAGUUGAAUCACAUUUUUUACACAUUUGAAUCGAGUAAAUUCAAAGAAACAUUUUUAAGUGUGCUUUGAUUUUAUUAAAACCCAACUUGAUAUAGGUUUCUAUAACAGAAGCUAAUGGGUGUGUUCAUUACAUUGCUCACAGAAUGCUUCAGUAUACGCUGCAAACAAUACCUUGGAGAGCAAAAGUGUCUUAAAUGUUUGUAAUAUUCCUCAAAAAAGUAAAAUUAUGUCAUUGCAAUGGCAGAUACUUUGGUUUGUUUCAAGCAAUAAUACCAGAUUUGGGAAUGCACUUCAAAAAAAUACUUACAAUAAGUAUGAAGUCUAGAAAUUGGUGUGUAUAUAUAUAUAUAUAUAUAUAUAUAUGUGUGUGUGAAAAAACAUCAAUGACUAGAGCCAAAAUCUGCCAAGUAGCUAUUUAUCUGACGUUGCUACUAAUACAUAGGUCAGUAAGUUCUGUAUUACAUCCUGAUCAUUACUGAAACCAUUAGUUUGCAUUUUAUAUUGAAAUCUGUGUUUGCUAAAUGCUAUUAGCUAACAAUGUGAUUUUAACCAUUUCUGCUAUUCAUUAUUUAUGAUAUACUACACAAACAGCUAUA